AUGUGGAGAUCACUACUCCAACAACAACAACAACAUCAUCAGCAUCGUCUACUACUAUUCCAAUCCACAUGCUCUUCAUCUCAUUCCAUUUACAUGCGGGGAACUGCGGUGUGUUGGCCCCUCCUCUGCACAGUGCGGGGUAUUUCAGAGGGAUGGUGUUAUGAACACGUGGAUCCCACAACUGGACGAACCCCAUUAGAUGAAUUGUAUGAAAAACAACAAGAACGCAUUCAAGCCGUGUUUGAAAACCCACUUCCACCUAUGCCACGUGAUGGAAAUAUCAAUCCAGACUUUCUUGUGGGUUUCGCCCAUUAUCAAUAUCGAUUACGGGAUCAAUACCGUGCGGUGUUAGCAAGGGCACUGAAUGUACCAUUAUCAUCUCUACAACUCUCCGUAGCGUGGAGUGGUCGCUUUGAUGUGACUCGAUUUAAUCGUGUGCGGAAGGUGUGUGGAGUGUGUAUCACAACAAACCCUACAUCCUCUAUUCCACAAGGAAACGAAACAGAAAGAGAAAAGAAGGAAAAAGAGAAAAAAGAAGAACUACAAGAACGUAUUAAACGAGUAGUUCAUGCUAUUAAUGAACGAGAGUCCGAGACUUUAUUGGCAUUACAUCUUGUGCAGGCAUCAGAGGCCAUUCCAGAGGUGGAGUUUGCAGCCGCGGAACGUGAAAAUGUGGCUGCAGAGCGUAUAUAUAAAUGGAUGCGGGAAUCUAUUUUAAAACCGCAUAUUGUAGUGGUAUUGUAUGGACCCAAUAAUUUCAAUUCCAAUCUCAAUCUCAACAACAAUAACAACAAUCUUAAUAAAAAUAAGAAGAUGAGUGAAGAGAUGGAACGACAACGGAGGUUUAUUGAAGAAAAGUGGAUGAAAGCUUUUUUUCAUCGUCGCAUUAUUCCUCGUAUCUUGUCGUUUGCAGAUCUCACCAAACUCCUUCACACGGCGGUAGAGAAGGGCGAAGUAGCGGGUAUCACCAUUCAGAAAGAAGUAAAAGAAGAAAAAGAAAAAAAAGAAGAGAAAGAUAAGAAAACUUUAGAAAGAGAUGAGAUGCGAAUAGAAGUGCCCCCGUUGACUGACACGGCGGUGUGGGAGAAAUUACUUCGCAAGGCGGUAUUCCGCCGUCAUGAGGAUCGCGCGGUAUUUCCUGUUCUCUACGUGCACGGGGAGUGUGCGGGUGGGGCGGAGGAGAUGCGGUAUUUACUGCAGAAUACACCGGCGCUGGAUGCACUUCUCUUACAUCCCAACGAUGUGGCUUUUAAAAAGAAAUUCAUGAGUCGUCUUCGGGCCUCACACUCGCGAUUGCGAAUG
Molecule: messenger RNA, 1302 nt
Organism: Trypanosoma theileri
Lineage: Eukaryota; Euglenozoa; Kinetoplastea; Trypanosomatida; Trypanosomatidae
Exons: 1
Source: RefSeq, a predicted model, not a curated record